This is a messenger RNA of Diabrotica virgifera virgifera (western corn rootworm), 1655 nucleotides long. RefSeq names its product coiled-coil domain-containing protein 63 (gene Ccdc114). The record is from RefSeq and is a predicted model, not a curated record. The transcript is spliced from 10 exons. Bases 157 to 1587 code for a protein of 476 amino acids. NCBI's taxonomy places the organism in Eukaryota, Metazoa, Arthropoda, Insecta, Coleoptera, Chrysomelidae.
AAACACGCGCCACACUGCUGGAAUUUCUACUAAAUUGACGUCGUUUCUAGGUAACAAAUAAACAGUAAUUCCAUUAGGACAGAAAGACAUAGUACAUUCCUUAGUUUUCCCGAAUUAGACAGCUAAAAUAAAGACAAGAAAAAUUUAACAAGUAACAUGAAUCAAGGGAGAGGAACCAAUUCAAGUAACGACAAGGAGAUGCUUACUAUGGCAGAAGAAGAGCUGGCUAGGCUACACAGACAGCUUCGUAUUAUGGACGAAGACCGCAUAGCUUUCUUGGAAGAAACCGGCACAAAGCUGAAAAAGCAAAGAAAAAUCAUGCAGACACUGAAAAAGGAAAGAGAAAAAAUUUCGGAAGAGAUCACCGUAGCUACAUGUCUAAACCAGAAAAAGAACGACGAAAAAUUGGUCAGCAGGAUGAGAAAACUGGUAGAAGAUUAUGAGAAGUACGACAGUAUGGUAAAAAGAGAGAAGGAGCAGCUGAAAGAGUUGGAGGUUCAAAUUAAAAAGAUGGACACUGAUAUUCAAAACCUACGGCCCAAAGCAAUUAUAACUGACUACGACUAUGAGAAUCGAUUGAGAAGUGGGAAUCACUCGAUAAAGAUAUUAAAAGACAGAUUGGAAAAUGCUGUGAAAAAGUUCUGCGCCAUACUCACUGAAAAUAAGAAAAUGAGAGAAGAAAUUGAUCACUUACUUAAAGAAAGGACCCGUUACAACAUAAUCUGGGAGUCUCUGUUAAAGGACAUGCAGUCGAGAAAGAAAUAUAUGAUAGAGUUGAUAGAGCAAGCAACAGUGGCCUUUGACCAAAGGGAGGAAUGGUGUUCCAAGCUAGCUGCGCUAAAAAAGAGAGCCCAAAGUGACUAUUUGGCUCACACAGAAGAAAUGCGGGAAAUUCAAAGAAAACUCGACCAUGAUUUUACGUUGCGGGAGUUUUUGAGCACCAAGGGCCAGAAAAGGAUUCUAAAAGAUUUGGAAGAGAAGGAAAGGAAAAAGAAGGAGAUACAGAUUCAAAACUUGGAGAAUCGACUAAUAAUGUUAGAGGAUACCAUGAAACAAAUACAGAAAUUUUGUGACGAAAAAGACGUUCAUAAAAUGGCUUCUCAGUACCUAAAGCAAGAAGAGGAAAAUUUUGCAUUAUUUAACUACGUAAAUGAACUUAACCAUGAGAUAGAAAUGUUGGAAGAAUCAUUGGAGGAAAUUCAAACGAAAAUAGAUGAACAAAUUGAAAUCAGUCAACUAAAAGAAAAAGAACGACAACAUAAUUUGGAAUAUUUGAGAGCACAGUUGGAGACUGUAACUCAAGAGACGCUAACAAAUGAAGAAAACGUCAAAAAUUCAGAAAAUAAGGUAAAAGCUAUACUGGAAGGCAUCGAAGACAUUUUUGAUUUGUUGUUGUGUGAUAGGGGCCCCAUUUUAGGAUUACUCGGUUCUGAUUCUUCAAUGAAUCUUUUUAACGUGAAGAUAUAUUUGGGUACAAUCGAAAAGAAGAUAACAGGCCUUAUUACCAGACUGUAUUUUGCCGAAAAAGCUAUGAUGACCCAAUUCAAGAAAUUCCAUCGAGGAAAUUUUGUUCCAAUUAUAAAUUAAUUUUUUUACGUGCUGAUGCUGAAAUUACGUGUAAGGUAAUGGCACCAGUACCUGACAUUCUUAGAUUA